UUCCAGCUCGACAAUAUGUACAAUAAGUACUGGAGGCAGUACCCCACAGUAAUUAACGAGGAGAUGUUGCGGGAGGCUGUGAAGAAUGACAUCGUUCAAAGCAAAGAUGCUCUGAAGGGAAAACGACUUUUAUCUUCAUGCUUUGAAUGCAAACAUGAAGUCUUACACGUAAACUUGGAAAACAAAAACAUCCUGAAGAUUGACCUUUUAUAUGAUUUUACAUCUCUGGUGAGGCUUGAUCUGAAUUACAAUGUAAUAGAGAAGAUCGAAGGCCUGGAAGCUCUGAUUAAUCUCAAAUGGCUCAAUCUGUCUUUCAACAAGAUUAAAAAAAUUGAGGGCCUGGAAACUCUGCAAAAGCUCGAAGAUCUGAACUUGUCCUACAAUCAAAUCACUCUCCUUGAGAAUAUGGACACAUUGGAAAACCUGACGCUUCUCUUCAUCAGAAACAACCACAUCAGUGAGCUGGACAAUGUGCUCUAUCUCGCAAGGUUUAAAAAACUGUCCAAGCUCUACAUGACUGAAAACCCWGUCUCUAACAAAGAAGAUUAUGCACUUUUUAUCUUUGCUGUUUUGCCAAACCUGACCUACCUGGAUAACAUUUUAACUGACCCAAAUACAAGAAACAAAGCAGCCAUCAAAUACCAAGCUGUUCUUGAGAAAAUGAAACAUGAGGAGCUGCAAAAGCAACAAGCAGAUGAGGCCCAGCAAAGCCGUGAAGCUGAGCUAAAACUCCACCAUGAUGCCUUUGUGCAGGAGCUCGAUGGGUCCAGUCUGUUCACCAGCAUGUUUAAAGAUGAUCCAGAGGCAGUGAAACCACAGUUCCUUCAACGAAUGGCUCCUCUGCUUCAAACUUUUGAGCAGCAAAUGGUGGAUCUGUGUAGACGCUUUUUACACUUUGGCUUGGCGGAACUCAAACAAAGAGAAGCAGAACUGAAUGCUUUCCACGUGGGYCAGAAUGAGGCUGAGGCAUAUUACAAACAGAAGACAUCACAGAUACUGGCAGAGUUUGAUCAGGAGCACAGAGAGAGGAUUGCAGAGCUGCAGAAUUUGACAGACUCAGACCUGCUUAAAGUCCAGAUCAACAGCUGCAGUGGUGCAAUCACCCAGCUCCAGAAAAUGCUCCUGACAGUAGAGUUUGACCUGAUCAGCAAUCUUGAGGAAAACAUCACAACGCUUCGAGACUCUAUCUCAGACAUGGUCAGACACUUUUUGGAGACUGCGCAGGAGACAUUUGAUCAGUUUCGUGACCUGGAGGAUAAAUACCAUCAGAAUGUGCAAGAAAUUGCURUUGAAACUCAGGGAACAGUGGCAAAUCAAAAUCUGGAAGAGGAUGUACCAGAAGAUGUAACAAGGCUUCUCACAGACACAGAUUUGUUGACAAAUGCCUUCAAAACGARCCAUGAAAACCGCCUGCAGACGAUAAAUGACAGAGAGAACCAGCUGAUUACACAAGUUGCUGCUUGGAAAGUGGCUCUCUUUAAAGAGAUCCAGGAAAAGGAAGUACAGCGAAAACAUGUGCAUAUGACAAGCAUUCACGAAUAUGAGAAGUUUUUGAGGACGCAGAUAGAAGGACUGGCAUUAAAAUCUUAAAUUAACAAGAUUUCACUGUGUGCAAAUAAAUAAAUAAAUAAAACAUG
This is a messenger RNA of Austrofundulus limnaeus, 1637 nucleotides long. It is a transcript of the gene drc3, whose product is annotated as dynein regulatory complex subunit 3. NCBI's taxonomy places the organism in Eukaryota, Metazoa, Chordata, Actinopteri, Cyprinodontiformes, Rivulidae. Bases 16 to 1590 code for a protein of 524 amino acids. Gene Ontology annotation, molecular function: protein binding. Gene Ontology annotation, cellular component: cilium. The record is from RefSeq and is a predicted model, not a curated record. The transcript is spliced from 12 exons.